Molecule: messenger RNA, 774 nt
Organism: Aspergillus lentulus
Lineage: Eukaryota; Fungi; Ascomycota; Eurotiomycetes; Eurotiales; Aspergillaceae
Source: RefSeq, a predicted model, not a curated record
AUGGCGUUCCCCUUCUUCCCGGAGAGCCAUCCGUCCAUGACUGUGGAGAACUAUGCUUAUAUGCGACAGCUCCUGCAGCAUCAAACAGCGCUACACGACGACAGGCAAGAGGCGGCAGAGCACGCAGGGCAGAGACCCCCUUCGUCAAGUACGCGCAGACGGUCGUCUGAGCUGUCAAGCCUACGACUUCAGCGAAGUGGAAGUGGAUAUGGAGUGCAGCGGGCCAGGCAUCCAUCGAAACUAGCCCGAAUUUUCAUCCCCGCUAAAGUUCAAAAGUCCAAGUCGGUAGAAGAUCGGCGCGGUUGGAAUGAUGAUCGCUACACUGGCGGUGCCUCUUGCAUCUUACCCCCGUUCAGCUCCGCAACCACCUCAACAGCGACUCGACCAAGCACUUCAACAACUACUACAAUCUCCACAACAACGACGUCCGCUGCCGAUCCAGCAAAGCACAUCUUCCGUUUAUACUCUGCUCUACUGACAAACCCGUUCUCUCUGGAAUUCGAGCUGAAUCCUCUCCUCCUCAACAUUAAUCACCCGCUGCUAUCUAAGCAACAUACUAGAUGGCGUCAUCUCAGGGUCCUUGACCUAGGCGGCAUUGAAGGCAGUAUGCUUACACCUCUUCCCGACACUCCUUUGUGUUACAAGCCUUUGCUAAUUCUAGGGGAAACAACAAGGCUUGUACACACAGACGAUCGCUGGUCUACCUUAUGUUGCCGUAUGUCAGCUCACACAACCGCAGCUAUCGACAAACUUUUCGCCGUAUUUGCCCUUUAA